CUUCUUUCUCUCUCAUUUUAUUUUCCUUUUAAUUUUUUUCAAAUUAAUUUUUAUUUUUCUCUCAGCUUUAAAACAAAUUUAACAGAGAAAAAAGGACUACUUACAAAGAUCACAAACCCUAGAAAUUGUUCUGAAAAUCUUUAUAUAUUUUGAUCGGGUUUGCUGAUCAAAUUUGUAGUCUCUUUUAAACAAUAUUAUUAAUUAUUAUUAUUAUACAUUUUUCCUCUUGUUUAUCUCCACAAGUUUCUCUGCAGAAAAAGGAAGAACGGUGUCAGUCUUUGAUCUGUUUUGGUGUGUGUUCUGAAUCCAUACACAAUAAAAUUGGAACGAAGGGAGACUGAUUUGCCAGUAUACAAUAUUUUGUUCAUGAUGGCCACUGCUGCUACUUGUGCACUCUUCCCUGCUGCUAAUCCACCUCCUGACUCUGGAGCAAAAUCGUCUGGAAAUUUAGGAGGAAGUCUUCCAGGAAGUAUAGAUACACGGGGGCUUAAUGUUAAGAAGCCUGGUUUUGGGAGCCUACAAGCUAAGGCCAAUGCUCAAGCUCCACCUAAGGUGAAUGGAACAAAGGUUGGCGUUAUGGAUGGCUUCAAAAAUGAUGAUGAGGUGAUUUCUUCACAUCAUCCUAGGACCUUUAUCAACCAGUUACCUGAUUGGAGUAUGCUCCUUGCCGCCAUCACAACAAUUUUUUUAGCUGCUGAGAAGCAAUGGAUGAUGCUUGAUUGGAAGCCUAAGCGUCCUGAUAUGCUCGCUGAUCCAUUCGGAUUAGGAAAAAUUGUGCAGGAUGGCUUAGUAUUCCGUCAAAAUUUUAGCAUCAGGUCCUAUGAAAUAGGGGCUGAUAGGACUGCGUCUAUAGAAACAAUGAUGAAUCAUUUACAGGAAACUGCUCUUAACCAUGUCAAGAGUGCGGGACUCAUGCAUGGUGGGUUUGGAUCAACUCCGGAAAUGUCCAAGAGAAAUUUGAUCUGGGUCGUUACUAAAAUGCAGGUUGUGGUGGACCGUUAUCCAACUUGGGGUGAUGUUGUUCAAGUAGACACUUGGGUAGCUGCAUCGGGGAAAAAUGGUAUGCGGAGAGAUUGGCUCCUCCGCGAUAGUAAUACAGGGGAUGUGUUGAUGAGAGCUUCCAGCCAAUGGGUGAUGAUGAAUAAGGAGACGAGAAGAUUAUCUAAAAUACCAGAUGAGGCUCGGGCUGAAAUUGAAGGUUUUUUUGUUGAUUCACCUCCUGUUAUUGGUGAGGACAGCAGGAAGUUACCAAAACUUGACGAGACAACAGCAGACUACACUCGAACUGGUUUAACUCCAAGAUGGAGUGAUUUGGAUGUUAACCAGCAUGUUAAUAAUGUCAAGUACAUUGGCUGGAUUCUUGAGAGUGCACCCAUGCAAAUACUAGAGGGUUGUGAGCUUGCUGCCAUGACAUUGGAGUACCGUAGGGAGUGCAGAAGGGACAGUGUGCUGCAGUCUCUGACCUCUGUACUCGACAAGGGAGUCGACGACUUAGCCGACUUUGGGAACGUCGAGUGUCAACAUGUCCUUCGGCUUGAAAAUGGUGGAGAGGUUGUUAAGGGACGGACUGAAUGGAGGCCGAAACUUGUCAAUGGAAUUGGGAGCCUGGGCGGAUUCCCAGCAGAGAGCGCGUAGUAAGUUUCAUUACUUCCAAGUUCUGUCGACUUGAAGUAGUGUCAAACUGUCAACUCUCAAUAUAUCACAAUCCUUUGUGAAUCCUCCUACUUGUGCUCUUUUGAUCUUUAUAUAUUCCCUCUCUCUAUAUCUAUAUCUAUAUCUAUAUCAAUAUAUAUAUAUAUGUGUCCUCCUUAUCCCUUCCCCAUUUUAUUCUUUUUUUUGUCCCCUUAGAUAUUAUUAGUGAAAUUAUCAGUGAUUGUAAGUAUAGUCCUUGUGUCUAAUGUCUUUAUUUUAUUUAGCAUUAUUCCCUAUACUCCAAAAACUUUCUUAUCUUUUGUCCCCUCCUUUACCUCGCUGGCAAUUAAAUUUGGCCUAGUAAUGGCAUUGCUGAACUGGACAGCAAAUGGAACAUUUUUUUAUAUGUGGCAAUUCUUUUUAUCUGUAAUGCAUUAUAUUUGUUCUCA
This is a messenger RNA of Solanum dulcamara, 2081 nucleotides long. RefSeq names its product palmitoyl-acyl carrier protein thioesterase, chloroplastic. The record is from RefSeq and is a predicted model, not a curated record. Gene Ontology annotation, molecular function: fatty acyl-[ACP] hydrolase activity; acyl carrier activity. The transcript has 7 exons. NCBI's taxonomy places the organism in Eukaryota, Viridiplantae, Streptophyta, Magnoliopsida, Solanales, Solanaceae. Bases 367 to 1635 code for a protein of 422 amino acids. Gene Ontology annotation, biological process: fatty acid biosynthetic process.